Messenger RNA from Hemibagrus wyckioides, 4045 nucleotides. It is a transcript of the gene lpin1a, whose product is annotated as lipin 1a. NCBI's taxonomy places the organism in Eukaryota, Metazoa, Chordata, Actinopteri, Siluriformes, Bagridae. The coding region runs from base 261 to 2939 and encodes 892 amino acids. Gene Ontology annotation, molecular function: transcription coactivator activity; phosphatidate phosphatase activity. Gene Ontology annotation, cellular component: nucleus; mitochondrial outer membrane. Gene Ontology annotation, biological process: cellular response to insulin stimulus; fatty acid catabolic process; positive regulation of transcription by RNA polymerase II. The transcript is spliced from 21 exons. The record is from RefSeq and is a predicted model, not a curated record.
UGGUAAUGUAGGAUUUAGUCACACUCUUAAGUACGGAAGGCUGUGGUUUGGGACGUAGGCAGAAAGAGAGAGGCAGGACUGUUUAUUUCAGCUUGGUUUAAAUACAUCAAUAGCGCAGGAGAGUCACUCGGAAAUAAAGAAAUAUUAUUGCAUAAAAAUUGUAGUAAAUAUUUUAUUCUUUCAGCUGUUUGGACGGUGGACUUAGUGUCGCCAAAUGACCACAGCAUCGUAAAGGGCUUUCUGCACUGUAGAGUCGUACCAUGAAUUACGUGGGACAGCUGGCCGGUCAGGUCUUUGUGCAGGUGAAAGAGCUCUACCGAGGCCUGAACCCAGCCACCCUGUCUGGCUGUAUAGAUGUCAUUGUGGUUCGUCAGCCUGAUGGUUCCCUACAGUGUUCACCCUUCCAUGUCCGCUUUGGCAAGAUGGGGGUACUGCGGUCGAGGGAAAAAGUGGUUGACAUAGAGAUUAAUGGGGAGCCGGUUAACCUACACAUGAAACUGGGGGAGAACGGUGAAGCCUUUUUUGUCAAGGAGACUGAGAGUGACAUAGAGAUUGUUCCAUUCUAUCUGGCCACAUCUCCAAUAAUGACUGAUGGCUCAGAAUUGAUGGAAUCCCAGUUGGGGAAAAGUGUGUCUCGUCUGAUUGAGCCUUCUGGGACUUCUAUCCAAUCUAUUGGCCCCUCAGGAGAGAAUGGUAUGAAAAAGAGGAGGAAGAGGAGAAAGAAAUCCAAAUUAGACAGUGUGAAGCGAGAGGACAACGGAGACUCAGAAGAUGAGGACAUGUUCCCCAUUGAUAUGAGUUCUGAUGAAGAUACAGCUAGCAGAGCUAUGUCAUAUGACCCCUAUGAUGAACAGGUGAAUAGUGGUCCACCCGGUAGCUCCUUUAUGCAGAGCAAAGAGUACUCACAAUGCACUGAAGACUGGGCAAGUGUACAAAGAACAAGUGUGGAAGAGGCCUGUACUCUGUCUGUCCCAACUAAUGGAGGUCUGUCCAUCUCUUGCCCACAACAAUCAUCCACAUUUUCUGCUAGAACCAGUAUGGGACACGGAUUCUUGCCUUCCCCACCCAACAGUGACUCAGAGCUGCUAGUCAGUCAGAUGACCAAGGGGAAGGCGCAGAACCCUGAGAUGCUGUGGGCCUGGGGAGAGCUCCCACAGGCUGCUAAGCCCAUGUUCAAGCAGUCUAUCAUGGAGCCCAUAGUGGUGACUCCAGCAUUGAUCCCCAUGUCAGACAACACAUACUUUCGGGCUAUCACAGGAGAUGGGACGGUGGAGAAAAAAAUGGAGGAAAAGCCUACAGAACUUGGAGCCGAAGAAGCAGCAGCUCCAGCAUCUGCUCUUGCUCCAUCUAUGGAGAUGGAGGUAAUCAGUGCAGCAGCUCGCACUAUUGCCAAUAUGGAAGAUGAACAGAGUCCUGUGUUCCAGGUUCACAGUAAAACAGAAUCUCCAUUAAAAAGAAAAGACAAAAGAAGUCAUCAUCUUGGAUCAGACGGUGUGUACCUGGAUGACCUUACAGAGCUGGAACCUGAGGUAGCAGCACUCUAUUUUCCUAAGAGUGAUGUUACAGGGUUGUUUAGGAGUAGGAUAGAGAUGAGGAGUGCAAAUCAGUCACCACAGUCAUUGGGAAGCAGUGGCAUGGACAGCGGAGUUGACAGCUUCUCUGAUCAGUCAGGAGAGCUGCCCAGUAUUGCCAUCUCUCUGUGUGGAGGAUUGACAGAGGAUCGAGACAUCACUCGAGAGGAAUUUGAGGAAAAAGCAGUAACUUAUCAGGAGUUUGCUAAUAAUCCAUCGAUUAUCGAUGACCCCAGUCUGGUUGUAAAGAUUGGAGCCAAGUAUUACAACUGGAGUACAGCCGCUCCCCUUGUACUGGCUAUGCAGGCAUUUCAGAAACCCUUGCCAAAGGCUGCAUUGGAGAACAUUGUGAAGGAGAAAAUGCCCAAGAAAGGAGGACGUUGGUGGUUCUCUUGGCGAGGAAGAAACAACAGCUCUAAGUCGGAAUCUGCUGAAUGUGAGGAGCAGACAAUAAGCAGUAGGUUAAAGGAUGAAUCAUCCUCAAGUGAUGAUGACAGCAGACCUCUUAAGCAGAAUUCAACAUGUAGUCAGUCAGAGCCUCUCCCCAGCUCCAGCAGCGUCUGCUACAAGAAGACUCUACGCUUGUCCUCAGAAGAGCUGGCCAGUCUACAGUUAAAAGAGGGCCCCAAUGAUGUGGUAUUCAGCGUGACUACUCAAUACCAGGGUACCUGUCGUUGUGAGGGCACCAUAUAUCUGUGGAACUGGGAUGAUAAGAUUGUCAUUUCAGAUAUUGAUGGCACAAUCACCAGGUCAGAUACCCUUGGACAUAUUCUGCCAACACUUGGCAAAGACUGGACCCAUCAGGGUAUUGCCCGCCUCUACCACAAAGUUAGCCAGAAUGGCUAUAAGUUCAUGUAUUGCUCUGCACGAGCAAUUGGUAUGGCUGAUAUGACAAGAGGCUACUUGCACUGGGUAAAUGAGAGAGGCACAAUGCUACCGCAGGGCCCUGUUCUGCUCAGCCCUAGCAGCCUGUUCUCUGCACUACACAGGGAGGUCAUUGAGAAAAAGCCAGAGAAGUUCAAAAUUGAGUGUCUGACUGACAUCAAGAACCUUUUCUAUCCAAACACAGAACCCUUCUAUGCUGCUUUUGGAAACCGAGCAACUGAUGUGUUUUCAUAUAAGGAGGUUGGAGUGCCAUUGAACAGGAUCUUCACAGUGAAUCCUAAAGGAGAGCUCAUUCAAGAACAUGCUAAGACCAACAUAUCAUCAUAUGGGCGUCUGUGUGAGGUGGUUGACCACAUCUUUCCAUUACUGAUUAGAGGCAAUACUUCCGACUUCCCCUGUUCAGACACUUACAGCCAGUUCACCUACUGGAGAGAGCAGCUACCAGAGCUAGAGAAGCAUGAUCAUGAUGUGGAAAACAGCUGAGUGGAUUGACAUGCAGUUCUAUUAUUCUGUUAUAUCAAUCUUAAUCUGUUGUUCUGUUAACAUAUAUUGCCCAUAUUUUUAACAGUCUGGUAAAAAAUUAAUAUGACUUCCUCUAUCUCAGCAGCAAAAAGACUAAGCUUGCCUCUGAAACUGUUGAAAAUAACUAUACCCAUAGCCUUUCUUUGGCUCGAAAUAGUGUAGGUGUUUUUAUAUCCAUGUCUGCUAUUAGAAUAGAUUUAACUUCAUAUGCAGGAAAUCGUUUGUAAUCUUGUAAAUUUGUAUUUAAAAUUCCAAGUAACAUUUUGUACAGCUAUUAUUGAUUUGCAUAUAAUAGAUGUUUGAAGUCUGCGCUAUUCUCUCAGGUCUAACACAUUUUUAGUAAGUACAGUAUAUUACAAAAAUCAAAGAACUUACAUAUGCAACAUUUGUGCCUGACUGAAACUGUUCAGAACAACCAUAAAUUGUUCCACAUUGUACAUUAUUUUUUGUCUUCUUAGUUUAUAAUAUAGAAUAUAAAUUAUUGUUUCAGAAUAUGAAAUACAUAAAACGUCAAAUUUACAAUAGUAUUUGCAAGUAAUAAUCUGUAAUGCAUUCCAUUAUGUGUGUCCAAAUUCUAUCCAACACCUAACACAACAUAUCUAAAAAUCUGCAAUAGGAAGGAACUCAUAAAUAACUCAGGGCUAAAAAGUUUCCCCAUUUUUUUUAGCCACAAUAUAAUAACGCAGCAGAUGCGGUUACACCUCAUAGUUCCAGGGUUCCUUGUUUGAUCCUCAGGAUGCAGUCUGUGUAGAGUUUCUGUUCAUGUUCUCUGUGUUCAUGUGGGUUUCCUCCUAACUCCAGUGAGUAAAUUGGCUACUCUGAAUUGCCCUGGGUGUGGGGCACCUGAAUCGCUGAUGCGCUGAAUCCACUACAACGCUCCCCAGGAUAAAAUUAAUUACUAUAAAUUAAUGACUAUAAUGGUUAUAUUAUAUAUAUAUAUAUAUAUAUAUACACUAUAUUGCCAAAAGUAUUCGCUCACCUGCCUUGACUCGCAUAUGAACUUAAGUGACAUCCCAUUCCUAAUCCAUAGGGUUCAAUAUGACGUCGGUCCACCCUUUGCAGCUAUA